UGAUGUCCUUCCUACCAAAUUAAAACUUUCAUUUUCUUUGCCUGCUUUCACUCCUUGUUCGGAUAUUUCUACUAAAAUCCUCAUUCCUCCAUCAUUCACUUCUCUACUAAAAACCUUAAUCCCAAAUACCCACGAAACAAUUUCUCAAUUUCGGAUCUGAUGGGUCAUCUCACAAAAGUCUUCUCUUCUCCCACAAAGCUCCAAUCUUGAAAUUUCUAUUUAUCUUCUUCUUCAGAUAUAUAAAGAAAGUAUCUUUCCUACUGAAUUUUCACUUUUUUAAACUAAGCACAUAUGGCAGCUGCAUUUAGAUCGAAACACAGAGCCUCUAUGGCUAUAACCCACUUCAGAUACUUCAUCAUCAAUGAUUUUCAUACGGGUCGUUUACCCAAUUUCCAUUUAUGUACCCGAACCAGCAAAUGGGACAAUUUGCUCUCAAACUCGUCUGCUCCUCAUAAUUCUUCUUUAUUCAAGCCUGUUUCAUUUCUUGGUGAAUUCAAGAGUUCACAGAAUUAUUCAAAUAGGAAGAAUAAUAAUAAGAAUAAAGAGAAAAUCAGCAUGUCUUCUAGUAGUAACUAUGGAGGGGAGCCACCUGAGAUUUGGCAGCCACCUGGUGGUGAGGGAAUUAUGGUUCGUCCAGGUGUCAAGUUUGUUCAGGCUGGUGAAGGGGAGGGGGGUCCCGGACCGGGUUCUGGAGGUGGGUUUGGUUCCGGGUCAAAAGAUGGGUUAUGGGGUGGAUCCAAUUUGGGUUCCCAUUUUCCUACACCCAAGCAGCUGUGUAAAGGGCUUGAUAAGUUUGUUAUUGGACAGGAGAGAGCUAAAAAGGUUCUUUCUGUAGCCGUAUAUAAUCAUUACAAGAGAAUAUAUAAUGACUCUUCACAUAAGUGGCCCACAGGAAAUGACAGUAGUGAAAAAGCAGAUGGAGCAGAAAAUGAAUCCGUGGAGCUUGAGAAGAGUAACAUCCUUUUAAUGGGGCCGACAGGUUCAGGGAAGACUUUACUUGCCAAGACCUUGGCUCGAUUGGUGAAUGUUCCAUUUGUGAUAGCAGAUGCGACUACACUAACUCAGGCAGGAUAUGUUGGGGAAGAUGUUGAAUCCAUUCUAUAUAAGCUCCUUACUGUUGCUGACUAUAAUGUAGCAGCUGCUCAGCAAGGCAUAGUGUAUAUUGACGAAGUUGACAAGAUCACGAAAAAGGCUGAAAGCCUCAACAUCAGUAGGGAUGUCUCAGGAGAGGGCGUCCAGCAGGCAUUGUUGAAGAUGCUUGAAGGAACAAUAGUCAAUGUGCCGGAGAAGGGAGCUCGGAAGCACCCUAGAGGGGAUAAUAUUCAGAUUGAUACGAAAGAUAUUCUCUUUAUAUGCGGUGGUGCCUUCAUUGACUUGGAGAAAACAAUAUCAGAGAGGCGCCAAGAUUCUUCUAUAGGGUUCGGUGCACCAGUUCGCGCAAACAUGAGGACUGGUGGUGUUACAAGUGCUGCUGUGACAUCAUCUUUAUUGGAGAUAGUUGAAAGUAGUGAUCUGAUAUCAUAUGGUCUGAUACCUGAGUUUGUUGGACGAUUCCCCAUCCUUGUUAAUCUGUCAGCUUUAACUGAGAAUCAACUUGUGCAGGUUCUAACUGAGCCAAAAAAUGCACUAGGGAAGCAGUACAAAAAGAUGUUCCAAAUGAAUGGGGUAAAGCUGCAUUUCACUGAAGAUGCGUUAAGAUUGAUAGCUAAGAAAGCAAUAUCUAAAAAUACUGGUGCUCGUGGAUUGCGAUCCAUAUUGGAGAGCCUCCUGAUGGAUGCUAUGUAUGAGAUUCCUGAUGUCAGAACAGGCGAUGACAUAAUAGAUGCCGUUGUAGUUGAUGAGGAGUCUGUCGGAGCUGAGGGGCGAGGAUGUGGGGCUAAAAUCCUUUAUGGCAAGGGUGCAUUUGAUCGCCACUUUUCACAGAAUAGUCCAAAGGAUUAUGAGACAAACCUGGAGGGGUCUGACGGAGACCAUGAGGCGGAACAAGAGCUUCCUUCCAUUGUAGCUUUGUAAAUGUUCUGUGAGGUGUAUUUCUGGUCUCACUUGUGUACAGUAAUCUAAAUUCAAAUAAACAGUGUUAAUUUAAUAAGCUCAAUGUGCUUUCAUACUGCAUUUUUGUUGUGUUUUA
Nicotiana attenuata is the source of this 2128-nucleotide messenger RNA. Its product is annotated as CLP protease regulatory subunit CLPX1, mitochondrial. The coding region runs from base 292 to 2013 and encodes 573 amino acids. Gene Ontology annotation, biological process: proteolysis; protein folding; protein catabolic process. The transcript is spliced from 15 exons. The record is from RefSeq and is a predicted model, not a curated record. Gene Ontology annotation, cellular component: mitochondrial matrix. Gene Ontology annotation, molecular function: ATP hydrolysis activity; ATP binding; ATP-dependent protein folding chaperone. Lineage: Eukaryota; Viridiplantae; Streptophyta; Magnoliopsida; Solanales; Solanaceae.